AUGAAUAAAGGUGGGAACUACGGCACGCUCAAGGGGCGCAUGCGCGGCGAACCCUCCCCGCUCAUACACUCCCCCCUCCUCCUAAUAAGGGUCAGAGGUCGCACAGUCUCCGCCUGGCUGCCGGGCACGCUCUGCUCGCCGGCAGCAGGAGGCACCCCGGGUGCACGCGACGAGCGACAUGCUGUGAUGGGGUGCGGCGCCUCCAGUCGCGCGACCGUGGCGCCGGAGGCGGCGGAGGCGGCGGGGGCGGCGGGGGCGGCGGCGGACAACGGCGACCUGCGCCUCGCGAGUGCCGGCGCGGACAGUCCGCCGCCGGCACCCAGAGACACCCCCGCCCCCAGGGGCGGGCCCCUGGAGGAGGCGGCUCCCGCCCCCAGCCCGGCGUCGCCUCGGCGGCCGCCAGGGCCGCCGACGGCGUUCGAGGUGCCGGUGCUGGAGGAGAGCCUCAUCAAGAAGCACCCGCCGCGCCGCUUCCAGCGCCUGGAGGAGCAGCAGCUGUCCAGCCCGCUGUCGCUGGAGCUGCUGGAGGAGCGCCAGGCCGUGGCGCGUCACCGCAGGAUCCAGAUCCUGAACCAGCGCGUGCUGUCAGCCAAGCUGCGUCUUCCCAAGAAGGCUAGGAUCAUGGAUGACGUCACUGCGGUUGACGACACCAUUGAGAGCGUAAGACGAGAAAAUUCUUCGGUGGAACUGUGAAAAACAACUGGAAGAAUUAUACGUUCCAUUCUGGGGAGAUGGCUUUGAACUUCUUCCCAAAAUACUGAUUCGUGUGGGAUUUCAUUAAACAAUACUAUACACACACUUCCUUUGAUUUUUUUUUUCUUUUUUGAAGAACCUGUUCUUAUGAUCAGAGUGAAGUUUGUAAAGAAACAGAUUUUUCAUAUUUAAGAAGAGCACUGUGAUUUUGAUGUUUUGUAGA
Molecule: messenger RNA, 916 nt
Organism: Bacillus rossius redtenbacheri
Lineage: Eukaryota; Metazoa; Arthropoda; Insecta; Phasmatodea; Bacillidae
Exons: 6
Coding region: 1-693 (230 amino acids)
Source: RefSeq, a predicted model, not a curated record